CACAAGCAGCCCAAGCCCAGCCUCGGAAGGAAGGAAGGGAGGAAGGAGAGGACGGAGAGGCAUCGCCACCGCCUCCACCUCCGGCGGCAAGCAUGGCUCUGGGGAACGGCUCUGGGGCUUCCCUCCCCGCCAACAGCUCGCACCAAGGCUCCUCCAGGAAUGGGUCCAUGGUGGAAAGGCCAACUCCGUACACCAACGUGAUUAUGCCUAGUUUGUUCGGCAUCAUUUGUUUCCUUGGCAUAGUUGGGAACCUGAUUGUGAUAUAUACCAUUAUCAAGAAAAAGAAACUGAGAUGCAAGCAGACCGUGCCUGAUAUCUUCAUUUUCAACCUCUCCAUUGUGGACCUGCUUUUCCUGCUGGGCAUGCCCUUCCUCAUCCAUCAGCUCCUUGGCAAUGGUGCUUGGUAUUUUGGGUCUCCUUUAUGCACCAUCAUCACUGCUCUGGACACCAACAGCCAAAUCACCAGUACUAAUAUCCUGACCGUCAUGACCCUAGACCGUUACCUGGCGACUGUCUACCCCCUCAAGUCCACUUACGUCCGGACACCGUAUGUGGCAGCCUUGGUGAUUGGUUUGGUUUGGCUCCUUUCUUUUCUUACCAUCAUCCCUGUGUGGAUGUAUGCAGGGCUGAUGCCUCUGGAAGAUGGGACUGUCCGGUGUGCUCUUCUGCUGCCCAACCCAGAGACUGAUAUCUACUGGUUCACCAUUUACCAGUUCAUGCUGGCUUUUGCUAUCCCACUGUUCAUUAUCUGUGUGGUCUACUUUAAGAUCCUUCAGCAUAUGGCCACCACAGUAGUGCCCUUACCCCAGAGGAGUCUCCGUGUCCGCACAAAGAAAGUCACCCGGAUGGCUGUUGCCAUCUGCUCUGCCUUCUUUAUUUGCUGGGCCCCUUUCUAUAUCCUUCAGCUGGCACAUCUUGGGAUAGAGACACCUUCUGUCGCUUUCUUCUAUGCUUACAACUUUGCUAUUAGCCUAGGCUAUGCCAACAGUUGCCUCAACCCUUUCCUCUAUAUUGCCCUGAGUGAGACUUUCAAGCGUCAUUUCAUGGUGGCCAUUCGUCCAACCAAGGAGCAGUUUCGGGUCAACAAUAACAACCACAGUACAACAGAGGCCAGUAUGUGCUUGAAGCUUGCACCAGAAUCCACCCAACAGACCCAGUUUUUGGAGGACUUUUCUCCACAUGCCUUGCCUGUGGCAGUUGCUGUACGUUAGGUGGCCUUUCUGCAGGUUUGAUAGUUUGCUGUUACAAGGCCAUGGAAUAUGUUUCUGCCUCAAACUCCCACUAUACACAAUGGAUGAUCAAAACCAACAAAUACUCCUAGUAUGCAAGAUGUGGUGUCAAUGUGUAAUCUAUACACAUUUAGCAAUUGCUUCUUCAGAGAGAUGAUGAAAGAUGGAAAGCACUGCUGACUAUGCAGAGAAUCAGAGAGUGCAACACAGUUUAUAAGAAACCCAAGGAUGUGCCAGCAGAUAUGCCAAAGCCAUGCACAUUGUCAAAACAACCAUCAGAUAAAGCAACAUAAAAAUGAUGGGAAAACUUGGAAAGGCAGCAUCACAACUUCUAAUGAGUAAAGUAAAAUGUGUCUAAAACAGAAUAACAUUCCUGCUACAACAGAACACCAAAACUUGUGUGCAAUAUUUGCAGAUGUGUCAGGCCAUGAAUGUGGCAUAAUCAGGGACAAUCAUAUAAUAAAAGUCAUUAAGGACUAGCGAAAGAGUAUCAGUAGUUUUCUAAAGUCACACACUGAAGUAUUUAUGGCAAAUCUUCAAUACUCUCUCUCUAGCACUCUUUUUAUGAACAUCUGGGGCUGCUACUCAAUCAGGACAUCUUUUCCAACCAACGAGCAGAAUUUGAACUGCAGCCCUUUAUUUUGGGCUACAACUCUCACAAUCCCCAAUGUGCUUGUUAUGCUCCAAAAAGGAUUCCUUCCACUAAUCUCUUGCAAGAAAAUAUCAGCUGUAUGUUAUAUGCUCUGAGCUUGUAUGCUCUUUUUCACAUCUUUCUCACACACAGGAUUUGAGGUGACAACCUAAGUGAAAUAUCAUGGUCCACAUUUGUUGACAGGCCCAGUGGGAGAAAUGGUUGGCGCCACUUGGCCCGAUUAAACACGAGCACACUUGAAAUAGGUCCCAACUGCAGAGGUAUAACCUAGCAUGAGGCCAGACCCAAAGACUGGAUGACCCAUCUACAAGCAAUGGAAGCCACUUCACCCAGCCCAACUGCUGACUAAAGCUGGGAUAACAGAAAUGGGAUUCUGCAUGAAGAGGAGCCACAGUAUGAUUCCCCUGUAGCUGAGGAGUGAGACAAAACCAAGAGCUUUGCAUGUGGUGUGAGCCUGGUUGCUUGUACCAGUUAUACCUGAAGCUGAAUAUGAUGGCAACGCAGACACCAAAUUUCUGAAACUGGGUCCAGUCUCUUUGCUCUAACUGCCAAAGUUGCGCCAAUUUAACAUAUAACACUAACUAACCACAUGGAGCUGAUUUUGAAGAAGAUACAAAGUAUUGCAGACAGAUUGUUAACUGGAGCUGUUUACAAGGAUUGUACAAAUCCUCAGCUUCAACAGCUCCACAGGCUGCUGGUCUCUUUCUUGGUAAACUGCUCAGCCUUGGAAGGUUUAGGACCAGCCGGUCUGACAGGCUGUAUCUUCUGAUAUGAGCCUGUCCAGACCUAAAUAUCCUCAGUAGAGUCUCUUUCAUGCCUACCAUUUUGAUGGACACAAUGCAUAACAGGGGCUUCUUGGUGGCUGCCCCUCAGUCCCAGAGCUCCUUUCCUAGAGAGGCUAGAAUGGCCCCCUCCUGGCUGUCCAUCCUUCAACAGGCAAAGACUUUUUCUAUAUUCUGAAAAGCUUCUGGGAACUGAAAGUUUGUAAAGAAAGGGCUUUUAAUACGGUGCUGUACUGUAUUAAUUGUACUACAUUUUGAUUGUGUGUUUUAAAUUGUUUCUAGUAUUGUUAACUGUUUAAUUCCAUUUUAAUUGUGAUUUUUAAAAUAUGCUUUAACUAUAUAUACCAUUUGCUUUUUUUGUAAGCUGCCUUGAAUCUGGGUUUAUGACAACAAAGAUGGGGUAUAAAUACAGAUAAUCUUUAACCUUACCAGCACCACUACCAUUAAAGCAUAUCAUAUGGCCAGAAUAUAUAUAUAGUGCAUGCUGCACAGAAAUAGACCCAAACAACUUCAAUCAGAAAGAUCAGUGGCAAGCUGCUCCAAAACUAACUGACAUCAACUCAAAGAAUUCCUGGCCUCUGGCAUAGCGGAAUGGAGCUUUUGGGAGUUGAAGAGCCUGGAGGAGCAAAGUUUGGGAAUCACUGCUAUAGAGAAAGGGAGAAUAAGCAGAAGGAAACAGCAGAUGAAAUCGUUGAUAAUAUAUUAGGUCCCAAAUUUUACUGUGGCCUUUGUUUUCAGAUGAGCAUUUUAAAGAGUGCACCCGGCGUAGUGUCUUCUGUCUCCUGCAGAAGUUUGGGAAAUGUAACUUGGGAAGGCGAGGACCCCUCUAGCUGAGAUUUCCAAAGCCCCCAUCCUAAACCACAGAAUUCUGCAGGAGGCAAAAGACACUAAGAAUGUGGAGGAACCCACUUUAAACCAUUCGUCUGAUGAAGCCUUUAAGGCAACACACUGUUUGGGUUGAAACAUGUGGAUUUAUAUAGUUGAGCUCAUAGAGCCAGUGUGAUAUAGCAGUUUGGGCGUUGGAGUACAACUUGGAGACUAAGGUUCAAAUCCCCAUUUUGCCAUGGAAACCCACUGUGGCAAGUCACACUCUUUCAUUCUAGGAGGACAGCAAUGGCAAAUCUCUUCUGAUCACACCUUGCCAAGAAAACAUUGUGAUGGGUUCACCUUAGGCUCUCCAUAAGGAUAAACUGAGGAAAAAAAGUUGAGUGUGCCACCUUCAACAUACUGUGUAUGGAUGCGAUACAGAUGUCAUUGAGAACAAACUGAAGUUCAAAAACUGUCAAGUGAAGCUGUUUACAACAUGGAGAUAAACAUGUGUAAAAUCUUAAAUGAUAAAGCUCAAGCAGCUUUUACAAGCACAGGAGCAACAGUUGCUAAAAAUGGUCAGCCAAUGUCUAAUACUAAGUUUGUUAUUGGUGUUUGGCUUCAAGCCAACAUGGACUUAUGUUGACUCUAUCGUAAGGUCUUCUUGGCCAGAUGUAAUAAGGGAAGGUUUGUUCUUGCCUUGCUCUUUGGCUGAAAGGGUGUGACUUGCCUAACUGGGUGUGCAUACUUAUUCUGGUGGUUACUAGGACAAGUGGAAGAUUAAGAUUAGUCUGGUUUAAUAGAAAUGGUCAUCAUGUUGACUACUGAUUCAUUGCUACAAAAAAAAAAACACAUCAAUGUACCCUUUUCCCUUUAGUACUCAUCCCUACCCUCCAGUUGUUUCAGAUCAAAUUGUAGUCAGUUAAGGAACCUGAGAAACAACUUUGCCAUACAUCCCAGAGUAGGUGUCACAAAGCCUCAAAUUGUUUGGGGAGAUUGAUCUGUCAAAACUGGACCACCAAGACUACUCUGUACUUGCCUCUCCUCAGGAAUGAUAAAAAAAUAACCUAAGUGGUUGUCAUUUUGCCUCUGCUUAGAAGGUACUCUGUUUGUUAUCUGCUCCAGUUGGAGGAUGAAGAUUAUUUUAAUGCAACACAUUUUGUUUUGUUAAAAUAUACUUGCAUUGGUCAAUAUUUGUAAUGACCUGCUUGCUAGUGUUGAACCUCGCACCUUAAAAACUAUUCCAAAGUGUCUGAGUUUUAUAAAGAAAGUUGGAUUUGGGAAAUGUUUCAUUGCUUUCUCUUUACUAUGGAUGCAAGUGCCAAAUCUGAUGCGCAUAACUCAACCAAGACAGUCACAACAGACCAAAACCAGCUGUUUUACAAUCAAAGUGUCAUCUAGCAUUCAUUGCCACCUCCUGAGAUGACGAUUGGAUGCGACUUUUUAGAAACUUGAUUUGGAGAGCUGUGCAAGUAAUUACUUGCAACCUCUUUUUCUGUUUGAACAGAAUUCAGGGAAGAUGUAAACUGAAAAGAAAGAAAAAAGAAUAGUGUGCAUUUCAUGUAAAAUGUGUUCAUUGUUAUUUGCCGAUGUAAAUAUAAAUGAAAAUGGGAACUGAAAUGAUUGGGUCAUGAUUGGAAAAUUGUGUUUUUAUUCUAUGUUGUUCUUUUGAGAGACUUCCAAAUAC
This is a messenger RNA of Anolis sagrei ordinatus, 5157 nucleotides long. Its product is annotated as melanin-concentrating hormone receptor 1-like. Gene Ontology annotation, biological process: neuropeptide signaling pathway. NCBI's taxonomy places the organism in Eukaryota, Metazoa, Chordata, Lepidosauria, Squamata, Anolidae. Gene Ontology annotation, molecular function: neuropeptide binding; melanin-concentrating hormone receptor activity. The record is from RefSeq and is a predicted model, not a curated record. Gene Ontology annotation, cellular component: plasma membrane; neuron projection.